CUCAGUCAGUGUAGCAGUGCCUGUCAGCCAGCCUGUCUCCCUCUCAGCUUUUACGCCACAGCUGCUGCUUCUUCUUGCGCUACAGAACAACAGAGCUCAGCCAAGAGGAAAGGAGAGAAACAGGACAGGAAGAGAGAGAAACACGGGAAAAGAGAGGACUGCAUUCUCCUCAACUCAGGAUUAUGAUAUACUGCAGCCAUCCGCUGAAACAUUUGAAUUAGAUUAUUUUUAUUUUCCUACCCUUUUCCUCUCUCAAUCAGACUGCCUAGCAACAUGAAGGACUAGCCGCAGCACCACCAUCACACAGAGAAGGAAAACAAAUCACUGUGAAGGCUUCUGUUGUAUUUUCAGACACGUUCCAAAAGGGAUGUGGGGAGAGAAAAGAGAGAGGGACCAGUGAAGAGAUAAGAAAGGGAGUCUGCAGUGUAUAACUGAGACAAGGACUGAAAAAAGCAGAGGGGCGGAGGAAGAGAAAACAGAAAGAACUCCAGACCUGAAGGCUUAGAGGUAGAGGAGAGAAGAUGACGGAGGCUGAACACACUGGGACAGAUGGACGGGUGUUACGCCAACAAUAAUACAUUCAGACUGGACGAGAGGGACGUGUGUUGCGCAAUUAGGCAGCGUGGAAGAGGAUAUUACCCCAGAUUUUGGAGGAGUGGAUCGGUGAUGGCGUCGGGUGUGUCGAAAGACGCACCAGAGAUCACUAAGUUCAUCUGCCAGCUGCAGAUAAGAGAGGUUAUUCACAGAUGAGGCAACUCUCUUAUCUAAAGGAGAGCAGACCUGCAGUAUGAUCGUCAGUGUUUCUGCAGAGCCAGUGUUGAGCCUGGGACCUGCCUAAAUGGCCACUGAGUCAGCACCAUCCUAGCUCGGCUAAGGGACAAGAGAAUCCUCCAGAUAACUCCGUGAGGGGGCUCACAUAUCACCAGGCUAAAUCAUCCAGAGAGCUAAAACGUCUCCCUCUUUGCUCUGUGUGGAGCCCCAAGUAUUGCGUUGCUAGCUCUACUAGGGGGCCCUAUAUUGCAACCACUAGCUCCACCUAGAGGGCACACUCCCACCUGUAUGACAACUGAGAAAACCCUCUGGCUGUUGGAAAACACAUGUUUGACGUGAUUGCAUGUGACCGACCGUCGCCUCGCCAUCCUGCUGAUCCACCAUGCAGUGGAGACGGCGGCACUGCUGCCCUAUCAAGAUGACCUGGACGGUGAAGCGCUCACUCUUCCGGACCCACGUGGCAGGCCUCCUAUCCCUAGCCCUCCUCUUCACACUCUUCCUCUUCAUCAGUCACCAGGAUUGGCUGCCGGGCCGGAGCACACCUCGGGACAACCCCUUGGCCUACACCGUUAAGGGCUUACGCACAUCCAAGGCCGAGACUAACCAGAGCCUGAGUCUGCGAAGCUUGUGGAGGGAGAUGGGCUACGUACCUCCCAAGCCCCAGCUCAACCUCAGCUCCCAGCAGAGUGAGGGUGGUGGUGGAAUCAUGGUUGGUGUAACGGGACUGGAGAACUCGAUGAGUGCCAACAACAGUUUACAGCAGGAGAUGGGUGUGGGAGGGAGGCUCAAUGCUCAGCCCUACCGUUACAUCCUCAAUGAGCCAUUCAAAUGCCGGGACAGCAACCCGUUUCUCGUGCUGCUGAUUGCUGCAGAGCCAGGCCAGGCAGAUGCCAGGAAUGCUAUCCGGCAGACGUGGGGCAACGAGAGCGUGGCCAUGGGCCUGGGUUUUGUCCGACUCUUCCUGCUGGGUCUGGGGCAGAGCAUGGACAGGUACACCCAGAAUGCCAUCGAGGAGGAGAGCCGGGUCUACAAUGACAUCAUUCAGCAAGACUACCAAGACACAUACUACAACCUCACCAUCAAAACUCUAAUGGGCAUGAACUGGGUGGCCAACUACUGCCCGCAGGCACGCUACGUAAUGAAGACAGACAGUGAUAUGUUUGUCAACACUGAGUAUCUCAUCCAGAAGCUUCUGAAGCCAGAGCUGCCGCCCAGACAGAGUUACUUCACAGGCUAUCUGAUGAGAGGAUAUGCGCCAAACCGCAACAAGGACAGCAAGUGGUACAUGCCUCCAGAGCUGUACCCUAGUGAAAGGUACCCGAUCUUCUGCUCAGGGACAGGGUAUGUUUUCUCUGGGGACAUGGCGGAGAGAAUAUAUCAGGCAUCUCUCAGCAUACGAAGACUGCACCUGGAGGACGUUUAUGUGGGUAUCUGCCUGGCCAAGCUCCGCAUCGACCCCACACCACCACCUAACGAGUUCCUCUUCAACCACUGGAGGGUGUCUUAUUCCAGCUGUAAGUACAGCCACCUCAUCACCUCUCACCAGUUCCAGCCCAACGAACUGGUAAAAUAUUGGAACCACUUGCAGAGCAACAAACACAAUGCCUGCAUCAACACGGCCAAGGAGAAGAACGGACGGUAUAGACACAGGAAAUACCAUGCAGAGAGACCUCAAUAAUGAGAACUCUACUUCCGGAGGUAAGAGGUGAAAUUGGAAGGAAGCAGACUAAAGUAUGGGCUGAACCUAGAAAGGGCAUGUUACAAGAGUCCAGCACACUAUCUGGAAAACAGCACAUUGUUUUUAGUAUUGUGUACAGUUGAUUACAACUAUUUUUUUAAUUUGAGAGAGAUGUUAUGUAUUGUAAACCUGUUGAAAACUCUUGUUUAAUGGGCAGUGAAGUUCCAUGUUUAUGUGCAAUAUGAAGCAUGUAUACAAAACAUUCUAAAAUGAUGAGGAGGGAAGUCUGCCCCUUUCAGGUGCCAAUACAAUAAUUAGAAGAUAGAAGCCCAGUGGUUGAUGGGAUUUUGGUAUACAACGGGUAGGUCAUGAGCUAUAAAAAACUAUUAACAUAGAGUAUUUACAUGGGAUGGGAAAAGGGAAAGAAAGAAAUGUAUCACUACCUACAAAACCAUAUGAAUAUAUGUAUGACCCGUAAUGCUGCCCUUUUUCUCAAUGUUUACUUUACAGAAUGAACAGAAAGUAUUAAUCAAGUGUUGUUUACCUGUCAAUAUGCCAUAUAUUUUAUUUACAACUAAGGUAAAAGCACUCAGAAUCAUAACUGACAGAAAGGACUGAGAUUGUAUUUUCUAAAGCUUUACAUUGGGUAAAUAUGAUGAGUCUGCACUUGAGGCAAAUGUGCAAUGAGUUAAAUACCAAUUAAAUUAAAUUUAUUGAAUUAAAAAUGAAUUUUGAAUGU
Esox lucius (northern pike) is the source of this 3188-nucleotide messenger RNA. RefSeq names its product UDP-Gal:betaGlcNAc beta 1,3-galactosyltransferase, polypeptide 2 (gene b3galt2). Gene Ontology annotation, molecular function: N-acetyl-beta-D-glucosaminide beta-(1,3)-galactosyltransferase activity. The transcript is spliced from 2 exons. The coding region runs from base 1154 to 2449 and encodes 431 amino acids. The record is from RefSeq and is a predicted model, not a curated record. Gene Ontology annotation, cellular component: membrane. Lineage: Eukaryota; Metazoa; Chordata; Actinopteri; Esociformes; Esocidae.